UUUGUAUUAUACACAAAUAAGUAGCCUUUUACAAUUCAUUAAUUUAAUUAAAAUUAACCUAUAUAAUAAAACUGACCCAACAUCGUCCAAGGGUUCACUAAAUCAGCGCCAUCUAACGGUGAAACAUAAGAAUUUUGAAACGAAGCCUUGUUUGCUGCUAUCACGUGUUCUGGCGAGUUUGAGACAAGUUCCGAACCACUGAUUAAAAACAAAAGAUUCGUAAAUGCUUGGAAGCUUCUUGAAACAUCACUACUAAGAUGAACACCUGCUACCAUUGGUAACGUUACGUAGCCUACGCCUCAAACCAUCAGAUUCUUCGAGUAGAGGAGCAGAGCCAAAGCAUUUCAAUCCUAUCCACACUUGAUACAUCCACCUUUACAAGAAAAAGGAUUCAGUCUCUGGAUUAUGGUUCACCAGACUAAAUCAUCUGCGAGGUCCGAGGAGCUGGGUGACAUUUCAUUGUUGCCCAUUUCUCCUAAAAAAUUACCAAAGGUUUACACCCGCCCUUCUAUUCAUGAACAGCACAUGUUAAAAAGGAAAAUGGUCAAGAAGUCUCUUGUUGCUGGGCUGGUGGUCUUGCUUGUGGCUGCAUUGGGUUUUUUCCUGGGUUUGUAUUUGGGGAUUAGAAAUAAGAGACUCACUGUAUCCUCUGACCACUUCUACUUGAAAGCAGCCGUGGCAGCAGAUGCCGGGAAGUGCUCUGAGGUUGGGAGGGACAUCUUAAAGCGCAAUGGUUCAGCAGUUGAUGCUUCCAUUGCUGCUCUGUUGUGUGUUGGGCUGUUCAACGCACACAGCAUGGGCAUCGGAGGAGGGCUGUUCUUUACCAUAUACAAUGCUUCAACAGGAAAGGUGGAGACAAUUGAUGCCAGAGAAACCGCUCCAAUGAAUGCUUCUGAGGACAUGUUUGGCAAUAACACCCAGCUGUCACGGAAAGGAGGGUUGUCCAUUGCCAUACCAGGGGAAAUCUGUGGUUAUGAAAUGGCGCACAAAAGACAUGGGAAACUUCCAUGGAAGGAACUGUUUAAGCCCAGUAUAAAAUUGGCACGCAAUGGUUUUCCAAUUGGCAGGGCCUUGGCCAAUGCCAUUGCAAAAAACAAGGACUCGAUUCAGAGUGAUGUGACGUUGUGUGAAGUGUUUUGUGACUCAGAAAAAAACCUCCUGAAGGAAAAUGAUAUCAUUCGAUUUCCCAAACUCGCUGACACCUUUGAGAAGAUAGCGCAAGAAGGGCCAGAUGUUUUUUACAGUGGAUCUAUGGCCCAGAAUAUAGUGGAUGAUAUCCAGGCUGCAGGAGGGAUUAUAACACUUGAAGACCUAAAGGAAUAUAAGCCAGUGUUGAAUGAGACUCCGCUGAAGUUAAGUGUGGGGGAGUACACCAUUUAUAUUCCUGAUGCUCCAUCCAGUGGACCUGUACUCGCUCUGAUUCUCAACGUAGUAGAUGGUUACAACUUCUCAGACAGCAGUGUGUCCACGGCAGAGAAGAAGACUUUGACAUAUCAUCGUAUCGUAGAGGCAUUUCGUUUUGCUUAUGCCAAGAGGAGUAAACUGGGAGACCCACGUUACCUCAACAUCACUGACCUCAUCCAAAACAUGACCUCAGACUACUUUGCAGACAACAUUAGGAGUAAAAUCACAGAUGACACCACUCACCCAGACAGCUACUAUGAUCCUGAGUACUUUGUCCCCGAUGACCAUGGCACGGCUCACCUGUCAGUCAUCGCAGAGGAUGGGAGUGCGGUGGCAGCCACAAGCACCAUCAACCUUUAUUUUGGCUCAAAGGUGAUGUCACGCUCAACUGGCAUUAUCUUUAAUGAUGAGAUGGAUGAUUUCAGCUCUCCUUACAUUACCAAUGGCUUUGGGGUUCCCCCUUCGCCCAACAACUUCAUUCAGCCAGGAAAAAGACCUCUUUCAUCAAUGUGCCCCACAAUUAUAUUUGACAAACACCACAGAGUCAAAAUGGUUGUUGGGGCCUCAGGUGGGACGAAAAUCACCACUGCAACUGCUCUGGUGAUACUGAACUCACUGUUCUUUAACUAUGACUUGAAGAAAGCGGUUACGGAGCCUAGAGUCCACAACCAACUCAACCCCAACAUGACAGUCGUGGAACAGGACUUUGAGCAGAGUGUUCUUGAUGGCUUGGUUCAGAAGAAUCACGUAACAGAGCUGGAGAGGACGCCAGGAGCAGUAGUCCAGGCCAUUGUGCGACAAGGAGACAAACUCUGCGCCGAAUCUGACCCCAGGAAAGGCGGCUAUCCUGCAGGAUAUUGAACACCACUCCCUCUCUCGCUUUUCGAUUUUUGUGGACCUUCAGUCACUGGUGACUCAAUCAAGAACCAAGAAAAUCGAAUAUACACAUUAUAAGACAGUACACCACACAGUCCAAUGCACAACGUUGCACAAAGACUCCCUGUAUUUAUUAACACUUCUUUUUUCUUUUUGGUAUCAACAGUGCCUUACUUUCAUAUUGAACAGUCUAUGAUAUUUCCAAGCUUGUUUAUUCCUUUUGUGUGUAGAGAAAGAGAAUUGAUUAUCAGUAUGUGGGGGUCCUUUGGAACCUGAUUCCAUUGUAUGUUUGUGUGUGUGUGUGUGUGUGUGUGUGUGUAAUGGAGUUCCUUGGGCUAAUGGACAUGUUGAGAGUGGUUCAAAAUAAGCAAUACAAAAAGUGCCUGUGAGAGUGACCAAGUCAGGGAAAUGGGUAUGAAAUGAAUAUAGCAAUAAAAUAUUACAGUUUUUUUAUUAUUAUUUGCAAAUCAUGCUAAUUGCAUGGAAUUCAGGUAUUUUUAAAGAGAUAGUUCUCCCAAUAAUCAUUUAGUCACCAUCAUGUCAUUCCAAACCUGCAGAUUUUCAUUCUUCUGUGAAAAUGCAGUUACAGUGAAUGAGGCCUUGAGAUUUCAAGUUUAAAAAAUUAUGAAAAAGCACCAUAAGAUGAUCAGUAUAUGUCAGUAUGACUUGUAUAUAUGAAAUCUGUGAAAUUUAAUUUAUGAUGUUCAUUGGAAGAAAUGGGUCAUAUUGGAAAAAAAAAACAUGAGCGUGAAUUAUCUCUUUAAACUUCUAUUUUUUCAAGGUAGACACACUUGAAUAAUGAGACACUGCUCAAAUGUGUGGGAACCUAUUAUAUUAUAAUCUAUAAGCUGAAUGUUUCACUUAAAGCAGCAACCUAUUCAUUUUUAAAUAGUAAACUGGAAUGAUAAUAUUGUUAUGGUGAAGAGGAGCUAUUAUUGAAAUCAGAGCCAUUCAUAAGCGUGGAGAACGGCAUGCACAGCAUCAGAUUACCUCAUUGGACAUGUUCGCCUCUGUAUACAGCCAUCCUCUCAUGAGAUGACUUGGAUAAUGUGAAAUGCUGAAUAAUAAUAACAAUUGUUAUUCUGUUAUGAGUACAUGACUUGUUUAUGUGAAACAGACCUGAGCGCCACGGCAGAAGAAACGUGUUCACUUCAGGUCUAAAUGUGUUUAAUAUUUAGGACACAUUAGGACUCUACAGAGCAAUAUGUGGUAACAUUAAGAGGUGCCCAGGUCCAUCAUAGAUUUCCACCUUAUAUUAAACACAAUGUGUAUAGAGAUAUUCUCUUUAGAAUGCUUAUCAGAAUCCCUGUUAUUAUCUAAUGUUAGUCUCAUUUUAUUUUGAAUUACAUUUAAAGGAAUAGUUCACCCAAAAAUGAACUGAAUUUGCUGAUAAUUUACCAUCACACUCAUGCCAUCCAGGAUGUAGAUGAGUUUGUUUGUUCAUCAGACCAUAUU
Molecule: messenger RNA, 3735 nt
Organism: Cyprinus carpio (common carp)
Lineage: Eukaryota; Metazoa; Chordata; Actinopteri; Cypriniformes; Cyprinidae
Gene: ggt1a
Product: gamma-glutamyltransferase 1a
Biological process (GO): peptide modification; regulation of inflammatory response; glutathione catabolic process
Cellular component (GO): plasma membrane
Molecular function (GO): glutathione gamma-glutamate hydrolase
Source: RefSeq, a predicted model, not a curated record